AUGAUCGAUAAUCGAAAUCGAAAUGAUCGAUCAGAGUGUAAUUUUGAUGAAAUACAAAAUUUCAUUACUGACCUUGAGAAAGAUAUUGCUGCCACAUCAACAGAGACUGUGAAAGCAAGGCUUGUAAAAAAUUACCCUGGAAAGCUCAACAGUAAAAGGGACAAGAUCGCUGACUUUUGUAAGCGUAAGUUUGUUGAUUUUCCUAAAGAUAAGCUUUUAAGAAGUAUUAGUCGCUUAGCUUGGGAGGUAAAACUGCUAUCGAGAAACUAGCUGGCGACAUUAUAGAAUUAGUUAAAUUCUGUUUGUCGAGAGAAAUAACAGAUGAAUUUAAAGAUAUGUUUAAAAACUCAUCUGCUAGCUGUGAAUCUGCUUCUGCGAACUCACAAGAUAGUGUUAGAACACAUAAUUCGAUGAAAUUGAUAAAUUUAUAGCAAUGGCGGUGAAUCUGGAUAUCAAGUUAACUAAACUAAGAGAGGACUUUGAUCAGUCAGUAUCAUCCCUUGUAAAAGAGGUGUCUGAACUCAAGUCUAAUCUAGGGGGAAAACAAGCCAAAAUUCGUGCGCUUGAAUCAGAGUUAGCGACCCUUAAGGUUACAGGACACCCUUUUUGGAGUUUUGCGGAAAAUCGCUACUGCGCGCUCAAAAUCAGUCCGAUUUUCAUCAAAUUUUCACCAAAUGUUCGCCAGUGCAUGCAAAAUAUGAUAAAGUUAUAAAAUUAACAAACAAUAAAAUAAUGUAAGAAUUAUUCAGGAAAAUCUUAAAUCGCGGUACCGUUACGCUUUUGAGUUGUGCUCCUGCUGGUUUUAAGUUAUAUUUAUGUAAAUAUCAUCUUUAAACAGUAAAAUAGUUGUUCUAAAAAAUUGUGUUCGGAAAUUUUUGUUUAUAUCGUCAUUCCGCUGAUUGGCGAUUUCUUUGACGACUGCAAUAUAUUUCUGAAUUGUUUGAGUGAAUUGCUCUUUAUUAUUAAAAUAUCCAAAAUUAGAACAAAGCCGAACACAAUUUUGAAACUGACGUCUUUAGCUAUGUCCUGUGAAAAUUUGAAAGAAAUUCGUUAAAACCCGCAGGAGCACAACUCGUUUGAAAAUCAGUAAUUGCCGUAAAAUUCUUCGGGAGAAAAUUGAAUUUGAAUAUUACAUUUUCAAUGUUUUUCUUAUUGCAGCGAAAUGUAUUUUAUUAAAUAACUCUGCGAGUUUUCAACAUUUUUCGUUCAAACUUGGUCUGGUAGUAGAACUAGGCUAAUGCUUUCAUGAAGACCAAUAAAAAAAAUUUAGGCAAAAUUAACACUCAAAGGUGUUCUGUAACCUUAAGGGAAAUUAUAAGUCAGUUAUAGAAAAUACAAAGGGCAAAUUGGAAUCUUGCGAGAUCGAGCAAAAUAAACAUGCACAAAAUUUAAAAAUACACGAUUGUAAUAUUCAAAAAUUAUUCAAAGAUCUGGAUAAGUAUAGAAAAGAAACAAAAGCUACCGGCAAAAAACAAUCAAUUAAUAAAGGUCCAUUAGCAACGACUUCCGAAUGCGAUAGUUCGCUUUGUGAAGCUAAUAAUGCCAAUGCGAUAAUGCCAUAGUAAAUAAUGCAAAUUUGUGUGCUGAAAAUAACUCAGCAUCGAAAUCUAACUCUAACGAUAAUACCUUAUCGCAGAAAUCGAGUAACCAACUGCAGAAAUCCCAGGCGGAACCUCGCUGUGCAGACGAGCAUGAAAACUCAAAUAUAAGUGAAACCGCUAAAAAUCAAGUAUCUAUAAACAAAAGGUUAUCCAACCCAGAAAACACAGGAGAUUCUUGUCAUACAUUGUUUACCAUUAAUGAGCAAUCGCCUAAUUCGUGGGCGAAAAAAGGAAACAAAGAAAGUCAACCAUCCGUGUCAAAUGCAAAGCCAGAUGCAAAUACUGAUUAA
Molecule: messenger RNA, 1891 nt
Organism: Paramuricea clavata
Lineage: Eukaryota; Metazoa; Cnidaria; Anthozoa; Malacalcyonacea; Plexauridae
Source: the annotation of a GenBank genome assembly